AAGAGUGGAUGGGGAGGUCAUGAGGUGAGAAGAGCGGCGUGCGAUAAAGAAGUGGGAUAGAGGCUGCAUCAUAUUCACAUUUAUUCAUUUUCGGCGUAGUUCUGCGAGCCCUACUGCGGACAGAAUCAUGGAGAGGAAAAGGUGGGAGUGCUCGGCUCUCCCAAAUGGUUGGAAAAGGGAAGAAGUGACCAGAAAGUCGGGCUUGUCCGCGGGGAAAAGCGAUGUCUAUUAUUUUAGUCCUACAGGAAAGAAAUUUCGGAGUAAGCCACAACUGGCCCGUUACCUGGGCAACUCUAUGGACCUGAGCUCCUUUGAUUUUCGUACAGGAAAAAUGAUAAUGAGCAAACUGAACAAGAACAGGCAUCGUCUGCGCUAUGACCACAGCGGUCAGACCAGGGGUAAGCCUGAUCUGAACACCUCUCUACCAGUGCGACAGACAGCCUCUAUCUUCAAACAGCCUGUUACCAAGGUCACAAACCAUCCCAACAACAAAGUGAAGUCAGACCCUCAGAAGGCCGUGGAUCAGCCGAGACAGCUGUUCUGGGAGAAGAAGCUUAGUGGACUGAAUGCGUAUGAUAUAGCUGAAGAGUUAAUGAAGACGAUGGAUCUUCCCAAAGGCCUACAAGUGUCCUCCACUGCAGGGGUUGGCCCAGGCUACACGGAUAAAACUCUGCUGUCUGCCAUUGCCAGUGCCCUGCACACCACCUCUGCCCCCAUCACAGGCCAGCUAUCUGCUGCAGUGGAGAAGAACCCUGGAGUUUGGCUCAACACCACACAGCCUCUCUGCAAGGCUUUUACAGUCACUGAUGAGGACAUCAGGAAGCAGGAAGACCUUGUGUACAGUGUGAGGAAGCGGCUGGAGGAGGCUCUAAUGGCAGACAUGUUAGCUCACGUAGAAGAGGCCACCCUUGAUGCAGCGUCUCUGAAAGAGGAGGCCAGCUGCAAAGAAGAGACAGAGACUGUAUAGCCAUGUGAUGCUGAAGGGAGUAGUGUGGACCACAGAAUUCCCCUGCUGUGCGGAUACAGACACACACCGUUAAAAAGGACCUGAUAGCUCAUGCUGUCCCUCGAUGUAAAAGUAAUAUUUUUUUCUGUUGUUUUUCUAUGUCUACUUUUUCAGUUUUUCAGUUUUUACAGUGCCCCUCUAAAUUAACCGUGAAACUUAAUGUUUUACGUUUGCAGUUCCUAGGAACAGUUUCUAAUUUUCAACUUUGCUAUAAUUAAUAGUAUUUUUACUUUCAUUUGCUGUGUAUUUUAAGUGUUUGUGUCUUGCCAUACUCCAAUUGUACAUGUGAGAAUGGUGCUUUAUGUUCUCACAGAUACAUAGUUUACCAUUCGCUACAGGCAAUACACACAGUUUUUAAAGGGCAGUUUUACAGGAGUUGAGUGUUGAGAGUGCUUCUCCAGACAACUCUAGAUGGGGAGUACAAGCAACCCUGCUGUCUGUUCUCUACAGUCCCAAACUAAUAAUAUUGUUAGAGUCGUUGUGGGAGUUACAGUCUUAAAGUCCUACUUACAGUCCUGUCUGCUACAUCUGUAUUGUACUUUUGAUUAUGUUGGACAAUUUCACUGCAUUUCACUGUACUUAAAUAGCAUAACGGAGAACCUGAUGACUCAAAACUCACUUCUAAUAGAAGCCACUGGACAGUUUCCGAAUUGCGUAAAAGUGUUUUUGCGGGAAAAAAAAUAUUUGGGAAACACUGAAGGGGAGACAUAUAUAUACAUACAUACAUACAUACAUACAUACAUACAUACAUACAUACAUACAUAUAACUACAUAACUCAAAUUUGAAACUACAUCCACUGAAAUGAUGAGUUUUAUAGGCUGAAUGCAGUAUCUGAUUUUCAUCACAGAUGUGCAGUAAGAGCAACAGUGGCUACAUGUUCCAAUUACUAUAUACAUUGUAUCGUAUACAUGCAGUCAGUGGUUCCACCGCUGCGAUUAUAGCCUCUCGCUCUCGUUACAGUGGAGGCUCUCGAGGGGAGGUGUAGUUUUCCACAUUACUGUUGCUUUUGUUAGUUUGCAGCUUAUUGAUUUGUCCAUAGGUCACACAUUAGCACUGUCUAAUAGAGUCUGUUGAACAUACUGAA
Messenger RNA from Colossoma macropomum (tambaqui), 2091 nucleotides. RefSeq names its product methyl-CpG binding domain protein 3a (gene mbd3a). Lineage: Eukaryota; Metazoa; Chordata; Actinopteri; Characiformes; Serrasalmidae. The transcript has 7 exons. Gene Ontology annotation, molecular function: DNA binding. Bases 128 to 967 code for a protein of 279 amino acids. The record is from RefSeq and is a predicted model, not a curated record.